AUGUUGUUAAAAUAAAUGUUUCCCUUUAGUUUAUGACGACUUUUCCUUUGUAGUAAUUUUGUACAAUAUGGCGGAUGAAAUUGAAAGUUUAUUCAGAGAAGUCGAUGUAAGUAACGAUGGCCGUAUAUCAACAAAAGAGUUAGGGAAAAUGUUUAAACGUCUAGGUGUUAAACUGUCAGUAAGUGACGUCAAAAACUUGGUAUAUGAAUUUGAUAAAGAUGGCAGCCGAGACAUAGAUUUAAAGGAGUUUCGAGAACUUAUUAACAGUGUUUUGUCAACUAAUAAAGUGUAUGAGGAAGCGUAUGAAGCAUUCAAAGUGUUCGAUACAAACGGUGACAAUGUUGUUUCCCGCAAUGAAGUGAAAGAAGCCUUGUCUUACUUACCCAAAAAGCUCAGUGACGCCGAGGUGGAGGAGUUGAUCAAUAAAAUGGAUACUGAUGGAAACGGCUUGAUAUAUUUUGAUGAGUUUGCAAAGGCUUAUGCCUGUGGACAUUGAACGAUAUUUUGGAUGUUUCUUUUUCUUCUUUUCUUAUUUGACGCAACAAGAACGGGUCAACUCUUUGUUGUAUUAGAAUAAUUUAUUAUUAUUUGUUAUUUUUGUCCAAAAAUAAAUAUCCUGACAAAAAAAAACAUUUGCAAAAAUUAA
Molecule: messenger RNA, 646 nt
Organism: Hydractinia symbiolongicarpus
Lineage: Eukaryota; Metazoa; Cnidaria; Hydrozoa; Anthoathecata; Hydractiniidae
Product: calmodulin-like
Exons: 1
Coding region: 68-496 (142 amino acids)
Molecular function (GO): calcium ion binding
Source: RefSeq, a predicted model, not a curated record